Molecule: messenger RNA, 1744 nt
Organism: Tripterygium wilfordii
Lineage: Eukaryota; Viridiplantae; Streptophyta; Magnoliopsida; Celastrales; Celastraceae
Product: serine carboxypeptidase-like
Exons: 9
Coding region: 368-1744 (458 amino acids)
Biological process (GO): proteolysis
Cellular component (GO): vacuole
Molecular function (GO): serine-type carboxypeptidase activity
Source: RefSeq, a predicted model, not a curated record
UACAUUACUGAAUAAGUAUUUUUGACCAUUAUAUAAUUAGCAUAAUUUAUAUAACUUGAAUGAAACUUUAAUAAUAUUAAUCAAAGCUAUAUUACUAAAAAAUAAAUUAAUUAAUUAACCAAAAAAAUUAUCGCUAGAUUUUUGUGCUUCGCUGAAACAAGCCAAAAAUAUUGAUAAAAUAUUAAAAUAAAAUAAAUUGAUCGGCAAAAGAUACUUUUUUUUUCCUUAAUAAAUAUAAUAAAAUAGAUUCCAUAUAUGACAUGAUUUUUUUUUCUUCUAAUUCUUUAAUGAAAACUCUAUAAAUACUAAAACAAAUUAAUCUUCAUUUAUAUCUUUUUCCUAUAGCUGGAGUGGUAGACAAACACCAAUGGUUUCUACGUCUGCUAACAUUUGUCUUUUUCUUUUUCUUGUUGAUCUCUUUCUCACUUCAUCAAUCACGGAAGCACGAUAUGGGGAGGAUAACUCUUCGGCCAGUCACCGUCCAAGACUCAAACUCCCUUCCCUUCAUACCGGUGGCCCCCUUUUUGAGCACCUUUGUCGAUAUUCUGGCUACUUUGAUCUCCCAGAUACUGGAGGUGCAAGGAUGUUUUACUUUUUCUUUAAAUCACGAAUUCACAAGCAUGAUGAUCCAGUUGUGUUAUGGUUAAGUGGAGGACCCGGAGCUAGCAGCAGUAUGGCAUUGUUUUAUGAAAAUGGUCCAUUUCGUAUCACAGAAGAAAGUAGUCUUAUAUGGAACGAAUAUGGAUGGGACACGGUGUCAAACAUUAUAUACGUUGAUCAGCCUACCGGAACGGGUUUUAGUUAUUCAACUGACGCGAGAGACAUAAGAGACAACUUAACCAGUGUCACUAAUGAUUUAUAUAACUUCUUAAAGAAGUUCUUUGAGGAGUAUCGUGAUUUUGUUAGAAACGAUUUUUUCAUAACUGGAAAUUCUUAUGCGGGACACUAUGUUCCUGCUCUCGCUUCUAAAAUUCAGCAAGAGAAUAAAAAAAACGAGGGUCUUAUCAUAAAACUCAAGGGAAUUGCUAUUGGUAAUGGACUUACGAAUGCUGGAAUUCAAUUACCAACGAUACCGUUUUUCGCUAAAAUCAAUGGAUUAAUUACUGAAACAAAGUACUCGUUUAUAAAGGAAGAAAUGGUUCCAAAAUGUGAAGAAUCCAUAAAAAAUUGUGAUAUGGGCGAUCAAAUAGCUUGUGAGAGGGCGUAUACUGAUUGUAAUGACAUAGUUCAAGAGAUUCGUAACGUUGCAGGAAAUAAAAAUUUUUUUGAUAUUCGGGUUGACCGUUUGGGUCCCUUGAAUUAUGACUACUCAAAGAUGGAGUCGUUUCUCAAUACACAAUCAGUACAGGAUGCUCUUGGAGUUCAGCACAGAACAUUUGUUCCAUGGAAUUUCACAAUAUUUAGAGCAUUGCAAAGAGACUAUGUGAAGAGAUAUGACACAAAAAUUCCAGACUUACUUAAGAAUAAAAUCAAGGUCCUCGUCUAUAAUGGAGAAAAGGAUCUAAUGUGCAACUGGAUGGGAAGUUUUAAUUGGGUCACGGAAAUGGAAUGGUAUGAUAAGGAAAAGUUUGGCGAAGCACCACUUGCUCCAUUUCAUGUUGAUGGUAAAACAGUAGGAGACCGCACAAAUUAUGGACCUCUCACUUUCAUCAAGGUUCUUAAUGCCGGUCAUAAGGUUUCAAUGGAUCAGCCGAAAGUUGCUUGGCAAAUGCUACAAAAUUGGAUGCAACAAGAACUCGAAUAA